Molecule: messenger RNA, 3588 nt
Organism: Mauremys mutica (yellowpond turtle)
Lineage: Eukaryota; Metazoa; Chordata; Testudines; Geoemydidae
Gene: RIN2
Product: Ras and Rab interactor 2
Exons: 13
Coding region: 182-2929 (915 amino acids)
Biological process (GO): vesicle-mediated transport; signal transduction
Cellular component (GO): cytosol; endocytic vesicle
Molecular function (GO): guanyl-nucleotide exchange factor activity; small GTPase binding
Source: RefSeq, a predicted model, not a curated record
GCCGGCCGGCCGGCCCUCGGCAGUGGGGAGGGGGUGAGGCGAGGGAGCCUGGCCGGCGCGGCCACACAAAGCCCCGGCUCCUCCCGCCCUCCCCGCUCGGCGAGGCGGACAGCGCCCGGCUGCUCCCGCCGCUGCGGGCAGGAGGCCGAGCCAGUGGGCUUUGGAUCAGGACCUGACUGGCAUGGAGACUGAACUGUUGCUUCACCUCCUAGAGAUGGAGUUCAAGACAUUCAGUGGAGUCUUCCCAGGGAAGAUGUCGUCUGUGACAAUGGAAGCCCGUUGUCUGGAAAAGAGAGGAAGUUUCUUUAAGCUCAUUGACACAAUUGCCUCAGAAAUUGGAGAACUGAAACAAGAGAUGGUACAGACAGAUCUCAUGCUGGAAGAUGGAUCCACUGAUUUGCAAAGCCUAGAAAAGGACAUGGAUAAUGUCUGUCCUGAGAAAAAGGACUUAAAAGGCUGUCCCCGGGACUCUGGCUAUGACAGCCUCUCCAAUAAACUCAGCAUACUAGAUAAACUUCUCCACACCCAUCCUGUGUGGCUACAGCUUGGCCUGAAUGACGCUGAAGCAGUGGAAAUUCUGCAGUCCCAGCCUCCUGGAAUCUUUCUGGUUAGGAAAUCCACAAGAAUGCAGAAGAAAGUCCUUUCGCUCCGUCUACCUAAUGAAUUUGGAUCUCGCCUCAAGGAAUUUGCAAUAAAAGAAAGCACAUAUACCUUUUCAUUGGAGGGCUCUGGAAUAAGUUUUGCUGAUUUAUUCAGGCUCAUCGCUUUCUACUGUAUUAGCAGGGAUGUCCUGCCAUUCACCUUGAAAUUGCCUCAUGCUAUUGCGGCAGCAAAGACAGAAGCUGAACUUGAAGACAUUGCUCAGCUGGGACUGAAUUUUUGGAGCUCUCCGGCUAACAACAACCCCCCAAAUCCUUCACCUCCCCGUAGGCCUCUGCCCUCAGACAAUGCUUGCAAAGACUCACGUCAGCUCUGUCUUAUAAAUGGAGUGCAUUCUAUAAGAACCAGAACGCCUUCGGAGCUGGAGUGUAGCCAGACCAACGGAGCCUUGUGUUUUAUUAAUCCUCUCUUCUUAAAAGUGCACAGCCAGGAUGUUAGUGGAAGUUUGAAAAGGCAGAGCCCAAGAACUCAAGAUGUGAAUGGGACAGAGAAGCCUCGCUCCCCCCCACCCAGACCUCCACCACCUUCUAUUAAUAGCCUUCUCACAAGUCCACAGCUCUCCAGGACUAUAAAGCAGGGGAGCAUGCCAGGAACAGUCAACCAUAACAAACAUAGGAACUUGGAUUUGCUGCAGAAGAAACCAACCCCUGUUCCGCCUCCUCGUCUAAAGAAGCAGGCUGUUUGCUUAGAAGGGGAAGGUAAUGCAAAGACCUUGGCAGUAAUUCGAUCUAGUCACAACUCAGUGCAUGGGUCAGAAACUGCUAGCGUUCCAGGUGAAGCCCUGUGUGAACAAAAUUUAGCAGCUUGCAGAAAGACCUUGGCUACAAACUCUGAGUCACAAGUACAGUGGAAUGGAGGCAGGCAGAGACUGAGCGACAUGAGCAUUUCCACCUCCUCAUCCAACUCGCUGGAUUUUGAUCGUAGUAUGCCAUUGUUUGGCUACGAAGGGGACACUAACAGCAGCCUGGAGGACUUUGAAGGGGAAAGUGACCAGGAAAGCAUGGCACCCCCUUUGAAGCCCAAAAAGAAACGGAACAGUUCAUUUGUUCUCCCCAAGAUUGUGAAAUCCCAGCUGAGGAAAGUAAGUGGGGUGUUCAGUUCUUUCAUGACCCCCGAAAAGAGGAUGAUCAAGAAAAUUGCAGAGCUGUCCCAGGACAAGCGCACUUAUUUUGGGUGCCUGGUGCAGGACUAUGUCAGCUUUCUCCAGGAGAACAAGGAAUGCCACGUUUCGAGUACUGACAUGUUACAGACAAUUCGGCAGUUCAUGACACAAGUUAAGAACUAUUUGUCACAAAGCUCUGAACUGGAUCCCCCCAUUGAGUCACUGAUUCCAGAAGACCAAAUAGAUGUUGUGCUGGAGAAGGCCAUGCACAAGUGUAUCCUGAAGCCCUUGAAAGGCCACAUUGAAGCAAUGCUGAAAGAAUUCCAUACUGUGGAUGGCUCUUGGAAACAGUUGAAAGAAAACCUGCAGCUAGUGCGGCAGAGGAAUCCUCAGGAACUGGGUGUAUAUGUCCCAACACCGGACUUUGUGGACGUUGAAAAGAUUAAAGUCAAGUUCAUGAGCAUGCAGAAAAUGUAUUCACCUGAAAAGAAAGUCAUGUUGCUGCUGAGAGUGUGCAAACUGAUUUACACUGUCAUGGAGAAUAACUCAGGGAGGAUGUAUGGAGCGGAUGACUUCUUGCCAGUGCUGACCUAUGUAGUGGCCCAGUGUGACAUGCUGGAGCUUGAUACUGAAAUUGAAUACAUGAUGGAACUGUUGGAUCCGUCUUUACUACAUGGAGAAGGAGGCUAUUACCUGACAAGCGCGUAUGGAGCACUUUCUUUGAUCAAGAAUUUCCAGGAAGAACAAGCAGCCCGAUUGCUGAGUUCAGAAGCCAGAGAUACCCUUCGGCAGUGGCAUAAGAGGAGGACAACUAACAGAACAAUUCCUUCAGUUGAUGAUUUUCAGAACUACCUUCGAGUUGCAUUUCAGGAGGUUAACAGUGGCUGUACAGGAAAGACCUUAUUAGUAAGACCUUAUAUCACCACAGAAGAUGUGUGUCAGCUCUGUGCUGAAAAAUUUAAAGUGGACAGCCCAGAAGAUUAUAGCCUGUUUCUUUUUAUCGAUGAUACCUGGCAGCAGCUAACAGAAGAUACUUACCCUCAGAAGAUUAAGGCAGAGCUGCACAGCCGGCCACAACCCCAGGUUUUUCACUUUGUAUACAAGCGCAUUAACAGUGAUCCUUAUGGUGCCAUUUUCCAGAACAAUGAUGACAACUCCACUUUAUAGAACAGAUGCUUGUUAUUUGUGUUCCUUGUUGAAAACAUCUCUUGGGUGGCUGUCUUCUUCUUUAGGAGGCAAAACAGUCUAUAGAUUAAAUGCCUCGUAAGAACACGAGCAGCAGCUUUUAGCACUGCCUAUAGAAAAUGUACAUACAGUACUUACAGCCAAUUGUGCAGUAUAUGCUACCACAGUGUCUGAGUGAACAACCCAUUCGGCUGAGUUUCUUGGUACACAGAUUCUUCUGAAGUAUGUUACACUGUGGCCCUCUGCAGGUCUAUCCCUGUAAGCAUACUGAGAUUAAGUUUCUCAUACUUACCCUUCAGCCAAAUGUUGUCUUGAUUUAAACAUGUAUUCUAGACAAACUUUUGGGUGGACUGGCUGGUACACUUUCAAUUUCACCAGCAUAAGUGUGACAAGACUGUCCGAUGCAGGGCAUCAAUUAAUUCCCAAUUAUGUGGAUGGUUGCAUCCUUUUCUAUCUAAAACUAUUUUUUUUUUUUACAGAAAGACUCCAUGUUUUUAUGUAUUUCAUAGAAAUUUUAUAGCAGUUGCAGGUAAACUGUAAGGGUGGGUUUUUAAAAUAUUUUUUUAACUAUAAAGUAUCUAUAAUUAUGCAUGUGACUUUAACAUUUAAUAUACAAAAAUAAAUCUCUUGCUGGUUUUAGA